UCUCUUUGUGUUAUCACCCAUGGUUAUCACCCCAGCUCUUCCAAAGUACAAUCAGUACAAUAGUCCAAAAAUCUCUGAUCAGCUUAAAGACAUACUCGCGGUUCAAAAACAAUCUACUUUAAAGAGAAACAGCGUGGAAAAGUAGCAACAGAAAGACUAAAUAACCAAGGAAAGUUUUGACCAACAGAAACAUGGAAACGACAUCAUCACUAUUUAAGUCCGUCUCUCGUAUGGUGUACUCGCCCCCACAGCGGCCAUUCAAGGUGACCACCCAUGACCGGGGAAUUAGGAAGGGCAUCACCGCGACAACGUUGCAGGAGCUGAGGGAGAAGGUGGCAGAGGUGCUGGCGCUGUCCUCUCUCUUCUUGCUAGUGUGUGAGGAGGAUGGAACCGAGGUGGACUCGGAGGAGUUCCUGACCGUCCUGCCGGACAACACCGUGUUCAUGGGCCUAGAGCCUGGGCAGACUUGGACAGCCCACAUUACUCUUCCAAGGAGCAACGGCAUCAAACCAUCCGAGAGCAAACCCAGGAAGGGCCAGGACAUCGCUCGCGUAGUCCUGGACUUCUACCGCCUCAGCCCACAGGAUGUGUUCGGCUCGCUCAGCGUCAUGGCCACGUUCCAAGGCCUGUACUCGGUCGGAGCGGACUUCCAGUUCCUAGGUCCCAAAAAACUUCUGAGGGAGACCCUUCGGAUGGGCUCCAUGCUUCUCCAGGCCGCCGGCCACAUGCUCAUCACGUGUGCCUCCAUGAUGAAGCGAAUCAUUGAGGGCGCCGACCUGAUUCAGAACCAGCAUGAGCCUGUCACCUACAAAGCGCAGUGGAACUGAUGCCCCCACCUCUA
Messenger RNA from Alosa alosa (allis shad), 841 nucleotides. RefSeq names its product cell death inducing DFFA like effector b (gene cideb). NCBI's taxonomy places the organism in Eukaryota, Metazoa, Chordata, Actinopteri, Clupeiformes, Clupeidae. The coding region runs from base 192 to 827 and encodes 211 amino acids. The record is from RefSeq and is a predicted model, not a curated record. Gene Ontology annotation, biological process: apoptotic process; regulation of apoptotic process. The transcript is spliced from 5 exons.